Molecule: messenger RNA, 6214 nt
Organism: Clupea harengus (Atlantic herring)
Lineage: Eukaryota; Metazoa; Chordata; Actinopteri; Clupeiformes; Clupeidae
Gene: kidins220b
Product: kinase D interacting substrate 220b
Molecular function (GO): PDZ domain binding; protein kinase regulator activity
Source: RefSeq, a predicted model, not a curated record
UGGCGUAGGCGUUGAAGUAGCCCAAUGAGCGCAGCGGCACCAGGCUGGGAAGAAGCGGCUCUGCAACAGCCUGUUACAGUGGUGCUAUUCUGUCUCCCAAGAUGGCUGAUGCCGAAGAUGGGAAGUAAAUAUAUCUAGUUGAGCUCGCAAAAAAAGACUGUCGGGCAUUGUCGAUUUAACGCAACAGUGUACUUUUCUUGAUUCAAGGUGCACAGGAGUUGAACCGUCACCAUGGACACCACCACGUCCAUCAAGAUGACCACCAUGGCCAUCCAGAACCUCUUUGGCUACGUGGAAGAGGAGAAUCUGGCUGCACUGAAAGCACACCUGGACAAGUUCAAGGAGGUGGACGGACGCAGUGAUAAUGGACAGACUCCUCUGAUGCUGGCAGCAGAGCAGGGGAGUAUGGAGAUAAUCCAGGAACUCAUCAGAAGGGGAGCCAACGUCAACCUAGAUGAUGUGGACUGCUGGUCUGCGCUCAUCUGUGCAGCAAAAGAGGGCCAUGUGGAAGUGGUCAACGAGCUGCUGGAGAGCAGUGCUUACAUCGAGCACAGGGACAUGGGAGGCUGGACUGCGCUCAUGUGGGCGGCUUAUAAAGGUCGCGCGGAGGUCACCAAAGUUCUCCUGGAGAAUGAAGCCAACCCUAACACCACAGGACAUCAGUACAGCGUGUACCCCAUCAUCUGGGCGGCGGGGCGCGGCCACGCAGAGAUUGUCCACGUGCUCCUCAAGCACGGGGCAAAGGUCAACUGUUCAGACAAGUAUGGCACCACCCCGCUGAUUUGGGCCUCCAGAAAGGGCCACUAUGAAUGCGUCAUGCACCUGCUGGAGAACGGCGCUGAUGUUGACCAGGAGGGGGCGAACUCCAUGACGGCGCUGAUCGUGGCGGUGAAAGGCGGGUACACAGAGGUGGUGAAGGAGCUUCUGAAGAGGAACCCAAAUGUCAACAUGACUGACAAGGAUGGCAACACCGCACUCAUGAUCGCCGCGAAGGAGGGCUACACCGAGAUAGUGCAGGACCUGCUGGACGCCGGGACCUAUGUCAACAUACCAGACAGGAGUGGUGACACGGUGCUGAUUGGAGCAGUGAGAGGAGGACAUGUGGAGAUCGUUCGAGCUUUGCUGCACAAAUACGCUGACAUUGACAUCAGGGGCCAGGACAACAAGACUGCCCUCUACUGGGCGGUAGAGAAAGGCAACGCCACCAUGGUUAGGGACAUCCUUCAGUGCAACCCUGACACCGAGAAUACCACUAAGGACGGGGAGACUCCUCUCAUCAAAGCCACUAAGAUGAGGAACAUUGACAUUGUGGAGCUGCUGCUGGACAAGGGGGCCAAGGUGUCGGCUGUGGACAAGAGAGGGGACACCCCGCUCCACAUUGCCAUUCGCGGGCGAAGCCGCCGUCUGGCUGAGCUCCUCCUGAGGAACCCUAAAGAUGGCCGCCUGCUGUACCGCCCCAACAAGGCCGGGGAGACGCCCUACAACAUCGACUGCAGUCACCAGAAGAGCAUCCUCACCCAGAUCUUUGGCGCUCGCCAUCUCUCCCCCACUGAAUCUGACGGGGACAUGUUGGGCUACGACCUGUACAGCAGCGCCCUGGCGGACAUCUUGAGCGAGCCCACCAUGCAGCCGCCCAUCUGCGUGGGCCUCUACGCCCAGUGGGGCAGCGGCAAGUCCUUCCUGCUCAAGAAACUGGAGGAUGAGAUGAAGACGUUCGCUGGCCAGCAGGUGGAGCCCUUGUUCCAGUUCUCCUGGCUGGUGGUGGUGCUGUCGCUGCUCUUCUGUGGCUCCGUCGCCCUGGUGAUGGGCUUCACCGUGGACCCCAAGCUGGCCGUGGCCGUGUCCCUCAGCCUGUUGGCUCUGCUCUACGUCUUCUUUGUGGUGGUGUACUUCGGGAGCCGUCGGGAGGGCGAGAGCUGGGCCUGGGCCUGGGUGAUCAGCACUCGUCUGGCUCGCCACAUCGGAUACCUGGAGCUCAUCCUCAAGCUCAUGUUUGUCAACCCGCCCGAACUACCAGAGCAGACCACUCGAGCGCUACCUGUCAGGUUCCUGUUCACAGACUACAACCGUCUGUCCAGUGUGGGAGGAGAGACGUCCAUGGCGGAGAUGAUCGCAACACUCUCCGACGCGUGUGAGAGGGAGUUCGGCUUCCUGGCCACCCGACUCUUCCGCGUCUUCAAGACGGAAGACACUCAAGGGAAGAAGUCGUGGAAGAAGACGUGCUGCAUCCCGUCCUUCAUCAUCUUCCUCUUCAUCCUGGGCUGUCUGAUCACCGGCAUGACGCUGCUGGCCGUCUUCCAGGUGGACCGGCACAACCAGACGGCGAACGCGGUGCUGGUGGCUAUGGCGAGCGUGGUGGGCCUGGCGCUGCUGCUCAACGUCCGCACCUGGUGGCAGGUGGCCGACUCAGUGCUCAACUCGCAGCGCAAGCGCCUACACAACGCCGCCAACCGCAUGAACAAGCUCAAGAGCGAGGGCUUCAUGAAGGUGCUGAAGAAUGAGGUGGAGCUCAUGGCGAAGAUGGCCAAGACCAUCGACAGCUUCACCCAGAACCAGACUCGCCUGGUGGUCAUCAUCGACGGGCUAGAUUCCUGCGAGCAGGACAAAGUUCUACAGAUGCUGGACACGGUGAGGGUGCUCUUCUCCAAGGGCCCCUUCAUCUCCGUCUUCGCCAGCGACCCGCACAUCAUCAUCAAGGCCAUCAACCAGAACCUGAACAGCGUUCUUCGUGACUCCAACAUCAACGGCCACGACUACAUGCGCAACAUCGUGCACUUGCCCGUGUUCCUCAACAGCCGCGGCCUGAGCAGCGCCAAGAAGAUGUGUGCGCCGGCCAUCGCGCCCGCCAACGGAGAAUCUGCCAACGCCGACGGCUGGCAUGAGGAGCUGGACCGGAAGCUGUCGCAGCAUAGUUUGGGCGAGCUGACCAAGUUUGGCAGCAAGACCACACUCAACCGUAGGGACACGUACCGGCGCCGGCAGAUGCAGCGGAGCGUCACCAGGCAGAUGAGCUUCGACCUGACCAAACUGCUAGUGACUGAGGACUGGUUCAGCGACAUCAGCCCCCAGACCAUGAAGAGGCUUCUCAACAUCGUCUCUGUCACAGGUCGACUGCUGCGGGCCAAUCAGAUCAUGUUUAACUGGGACCGGCUGGCCUCCUGGAUCAACCUGACAGAGCAGUGGCCCUACCGCACCUCCUGGGUCAUCCUCUUCCUGGAGGAGACCGAGGGCAUCCCAGACCAGGCAACACUCAAGACCAUUUACGAGAGGAUCUCCAAAAACAUUCCUACCACCAAAGAUGUGGAGCCACUGCUGGAGAUUGACGGCGACGCACGCAGCUUCGAGGUGUUCCUGUCGUCACGGACGCCAAUUCUCGGCGCCCGUGACAUCAAAACCUUCCUCCCCUGCACCAUCAACCUUGACCCCAAACUCCGUGAGAUCAUCGCAGAUGUGCGCGCGGCACGUGAGCAGCUGAACCUGGGCGCGGUGCCCUACCCGGCCAUCCCGCUGCAGGAGGUCGCUCCACGGCCCACCUCCGUCUACAGCCAGCAGUCGUCCAUGUGCUCCCCCAGCGCCUCCUACACAGGGCCCUUCAACGCGCCCCCCGCCAUCUCCCCGCAGCCCCACAGCAGCUACUACAGUGGCAUGGCUGGACCACAGCACCCCUUCUACAACCGGCCAUACUUCCCCCACCAUCUAUACCAGCUGCCUCCGCAGUACCCUGGCAGCCCCCACCCAGUUCAUGUCCUGCCUCUGCCACGCCCGUUCAUUAAGCCCGCCCACUUCAGAGACCACGGCCACGCCCCCUAUAAGGUACCAUCUUUGAAAAAGAAGCAGGGUUCUGCUUCAGUUGUGUCGGGAACACCAGGCAUCUUACUGAGCUCGAUGAACACAGACGCUGUGUGUGAGCGCAUCAAAGUCAUGGAAGGGAUUGACCAGAGCCUGCUGGCCCAGUACACUGCCACCAUAAAGAAGGCCAACGUGAACGGUAGAGUGCUGUCUCAGUGUAACCUGGACGAGCUGAAGAAGGAGAUGAACAUGAACUUCGGCGACUGGCAGCUCUUCAGAGGAAUGGUCCAGGACCUUCGCCACGUGGAGAACCAUGUGCUCCAGGAGGAGGCGUGCAGCGAGCAGGGCAGCGCGGUGGGGCACCCCGAUCCCGCGAGACGCGCCCCGGCUCCACCGCUCGCCGGAGCUGCACCCGGCCACCAGGACAUUUACAGCUUCAACCUCAGCUUCGAGGAGCUCAGCAACGUGGGCCUGGAAGAACCGCCGCGGCUUGCCAACCCGCCAUGGACCGCCACCACCCACCGCACCCCCAGCAUGUCCAGCCUGAACUCCCAGGAAUCCUCCAACGACAUCUGCAAGCUGACGGACAAGCAGCAGGCCGAGUACCGCAAUGCCUACCAGGAGUACAUCGCCAGUAUGGCCCAAAUAGAGACCGCUACCAUGGGGGGCGAGAAGACGGCCCCGCCCCACCCCAGCCAGUUCACCAACUCUGGCGCCGACGACAAGCUGAAGGACAAGAUCUCCAAACGCGGAGGAGGAAGUGGUGGCGGAAGCAAGGGGUCGUCGGACGCGACCGAUUUCAACAGCGCCGACGCUGCCCCGCUGGAUCCGAUCACGGAGGAGGACGAGAAGCUCGACCCCGGGUCGGCCCGGAGCCUGCUGCGCCGUAAGAGUUCUACGGAGCGGAACGAGAGGAGCGGGCUGUUCCAGGGCGCGGCCGACCUGAAGCUGAAGGCCGGGGGGGGUGGCGGGGGCGGCUCGCGCUACCAGAAAUUGACCAGCGACGACGAGGAGUCCGAGGAGUCUGACCAGGGCCCAGUGCCGAAGCCGGGAGCGGGGUGCCCCGACGGCCAGAAGCCCGCGACGGAGUCCGACCCCAAGGCGAAGGACUACCUGUCCGACAGCAUGCUGGACAAGAAGGACUCAUCCGACUCGGGGGUGCGGUCGAGUGAAAGCUCGCCCAAUCACUCACUGCAGGACGAGGAGGCGGACCUGUCGCAGCUGGAGCAGGCCAAUCUGAUCGAGCUGGACGUGGAGGGCGUGGCCCGUAAGCGUGGCGGAGUCGGUGGCUGCAGCAGUGGCGCCGGCGACAUUCCCAGCAGCCUCAGCGGCCUGCACGACCCGGCGGUCCGCAUGUCCAUCUGCUCGGAGGCCAGUUUUGCCAGUAGUCCCGAGGAGAGCUGGCCCAGCUCGCGCAACUACAACCUCAACCGCACGCCCAGUAACACCACCCUCAACAACAACACGAACGCCCAGCGUAGCGGCACAGGCAGCAGCGGAAGGCCGGCCGGGGAGAACGCCCCCACUUCUAACACCUCCGGAGGCGGCGCCAUCAUCAAGCCCUCAGGCACUACCGGAUCCGGCUCCACUACGGGCCUGCAGAACGAGAACGUGCGCGUGGUGCACAUGAAGAGGGGGCUCAACCCGGGAGAUCCCCCCGAGAUCACCACCGUCUCCUGCGACACCGUCACCUUCGGAGAAGAACGCGAGAGCAUCCUGUGAUCACCCUCCUCGAAGAUUACUGACGUCGGAGGAGUGUUGACCGACAACCCCCAACCACCCACCAUACGUUGUUAUGUGGUGCAUGAUGGAUGUUUAGCUAUAGGAACUUAACCUGUGCAGUAGUAGUAUAAGUAGAACAUGGUCUGCAUAGCUAGUUUGUGGUUUUAACACUGAUAUUCUGUGAUGACUGCUUCUACAAAUAAGCCUUAUUUUCUACAUUAGUUCAUACAUUACAGUGCUGCUGUUCUGUGUACUGUACCAGUAUUCACUCCUGUUGUGUUUGUCCUUUGAAUUACGACUGAUGCAUGCUAAUUGUGACAGUGAGUCGUUUUUACUGUUAGAUCUCAACGAUUCUAACUGUGCUUUGUAGCACAUCUUAGAGCCACCCUGCUAUGUUAAAAUGUUGCUAUUGGACAACAUUACUGAAACACAUUAAAGUCAUAAGCUACAGUGAGAUUAUAUGUUUGCCAUUAAGUAUUGUGAACGUCUCGUCUCCCGCAGACCAGUAGCACUUGAAGUUUAGAAUCGCAUGCAAUUGUUCCGUCCUAAAGCUUGCAUGUAUGUUAUUUAUUGUACAGUCUUUAGGGCACACAUAGGAUAAUGCAUGCACUGGUGGAUGGUUCUGUGCAUUUAAAAACCGUGUGUUCAAUGUUAAAUGUGGUGUUUUUAAGUUUGUUGUCAAAAAAUAAAUGGCCUAUACGUA